AUGGAAGACAACCGACUGGCAUGGCUGCUGUUAGCCACAAGCUUUUUUAUUUUAAUUAUGACAGUAAUACCUGUCUUGUUUGAUCUUCCCAAUAUCUCACCUUGGUUCACAGGGGAUGCAUUGUGGCGAUUUUUUGACCCAUUAAUUACACUGCCCUUAAACUUAUUUAUCAUUACGAGAGCAAAUAUUAUGACAAGUGGUAGAUCAGAUUACUCUACUGUGACAUGGCUACUAUGGUCUUUUGGGGCUGCUAUUUAUUGUCAAUUCCAUGGUGUACACACAGCAGCGGCUCUUUUCAAACAUCCUAUUGAAGACUUCAAUGCUGCUUAUCCUGAUCUUGUUAUUCAAUAUCCUGUGUUACAAGAAAUGUAUUUAAAUAUGGAGAAUCUAUGGGAGCAUUACAUAGCUCAUUAUUUAUAUGCAGCUGGUGCCAUGGUAAUGUCCUGGGUUCAAUUGUUUGCUUUCCGCAAUCAAUUGCAUGGUCCUUUACCCAAAACAACACAGACAGUAUGGUGCAUAGGUAUCAUUUUCUAUGGCUUAUUGUUAGCAGGUGUAGCUAUUGAAUUCCCUGUAGGACUCUAUGUUGGUCUAGCCUAUACGAUCGUGAUUGGCCUUAUCUGUAUACUCAUAAUGGUCCUUAAUCCACUCAAUCUGAAACGAGGUGGCUUACUGACAAUGGGAAGGCGUAUGGUUAUUCAGUUUUAUUUAGGUGCUUGUGUGAUAGGGUUGUUGGUGAUUAUUAUCUGGAUAGGGAUCUACGGUUUUAAGAACAGAAAAGCAGCGGGUGUAGUUUAA
Gilbertella persicaria is the source of this 795-nucleotide messenger RNA. RefSeq lists its product as uncharacterized. The transcript has 3 exons. Bases 1 to 795 code for a protein of 264 amino acids. The record is from RefSeq and is a predicted model, not a curated record. NCBI's taxonomy places the organism in Eukaryota, Fungi, Mucoromycota, Mucoromycetes, Mucorales, Choanephoraceae.